Prunus armeniaca (apricot) is the source of this 1185-nucleotide messenger RNA. Lineage: Eukaryota; Viridiplantae; Streptophyta; Magnoliopsida; Rosales; Rosaceae. The record is from the annotation of a GenBank genome assembly.
AUGGCCGGCAUGUUGAGACUUGCCAUGGCCUUCUCUGUUUUGCUCUCUCUGUCUCUGCCAUCAUCCCAUGCCCAAACCGGUGCUUGUGGAAACUACAAAUUUACAAGCAACAAGAUCUUCACCUCCUGCAGCGACCUUCCCUACCUCAACUCUUUCCUCCAUUGGACCUUUGAACAAUCAACCGGGAAACUUCAAAUGGCGUACAGACACACAGGGAUCACAACCUCAAACUGGGUCGCGUGGGCCAUCAACCCAAACCUAAACAGUGAAUCGUCAGCCAUGCUUGGUGCUCAAUCUCUGGUUGCUUUUCAGCAAUCCAAUGGAACCACCAGGGUCUACAAGUCGCCUAUCAGCAGCUACCAGACCAAUUUGGCGGAGGGAAAUCUGGACUACGUGGUUUCUGAUUUGUCAGCCGAGUAUUUGAACAAUGAUGAGAUGAUCAUCUUUGCUACGUGGACUCUUCCCACCAAUUCAACCACCAUACUUCAGGUUUGGCAGCAGGGUCCGGUUUCCAGUGACUCGCCCUCAGUUCAUCCCACCGUUGCACCCAACACUAAUGCCAAGCAGACUUUGAAUUUGCUUUCUGGGCAGACAGCAUCGAGCGGUGGAGGCGGCUCUAGAAUUAGAAAGAAAAACAUCCAUGGAAUUCUAAAUGCAGUGAGUUGGGGUGUGUUGAUGCCUUUUGGAGCAAUGGUAGCAAGGUACUUGAAGGUCUUCAAAUCCGCAGACCCUGCAUGGUUUUACCUUCACGCCACUUGCCAAACCUCAGCCUACGUUGUUGGUGUUGCUGGCUGGGCCACUGGUCUUAAACUUGGUAGCGAUUCUACAGGCAUCCAAUACGACACACACAGAAACAUUGGGAUCACCCUCUUCUGCCUUGGAACACUUCAGGUCUUUGCUUUGCUUCUGAGACCCAACAAGGACCACAAAUUCAGAUUCCACUGGAACAUCUACCACCACGCAACUGGGUACGCUGUUAUCAUCCUCAGCAUCGUCAACAUAUUCGAAGGAUUUGACAUCUUGCAACCCGAGAAGAAGUGGAAGAAUGCAUACAUCGGCUUGAUCAUUGCCUUGGGUGUCCAAGCUGCAUUGUUGGAAGCUUAUACAUGGUAUGUUGUACUGAAGAGGAAGAGGUCAGAAAAGGCACCGCGCACGGCCAAUGGUGUCAACGGCUACAGUGCUUAG